Molecule: messenger RNA, 600 nt
Organism: Didymodactylos carnosus
Lineage: Eukaryota; Metazoa; Rotifera; Eurotatoria; Philodinida; Philodinidae
Source: the annotation of a GenBank genome assembly
AUGAACAGGCAGCUGAAAGUAAAAAAACAAUUUCGUUCUUUCGUGUUACAUUUAAAAAAAUUACAUCCAUCAUGGAAACCGAAAGAUAUCAUAAAAUUUCUUCUACACUCCGAAAAUCCACCUUCCUAUACAAUAACAAAUGCUUUGAGGCUCAAAGUUUGGAUAAUAUUGAAGAGAAAUCAAGUAAAUGAUUUAUCAAGAUUAGGUACACCUCGUACAACAGCAACAAUUGAAUAUAUUCAAGCUGUAAAAGAAGCUAUUCGAUUAAAAAGAAAUGCACCCAUCAGAAAUGUUAAUGCAAAACUUCAAAAAGGAGAAUAUAAAACAUCAAAUACUUUAAUUGCGAGAAUAAACAAAUUAUUAGGAUUGAAUGGUACAUUUACAUUAUAUCCUCAAUACAAUCAACAUAAUGAAGGCAUGUAUGCUGAAUCAAUACUUGAUAUUCCAUAUGAAUUAAAAACGAAAUCAAAAGAAAAAUUUCAAAAAAGUAUUAUGUUGUGGGGUGAUAUUUCUUAUCAAGGAUUAUUCCCUAAACAAUCUCCGAUCUUCAUUGAUAAAUGGUUAGACUUGAUAAGACCACAAAGUGAUGAUAAUCGUUAG